UUAUCGAUGCACAUACGUCCUGCGCAAUUGAAUAUAAACUGCUCGUUUUCUCACCUGUCUUACAGGUUGUUAAAUUAAUUCGUUGUGUUUAAUUGUGUGCAAUGGAAAGCGACAUACUUGAUGGACUUGAUCAAGUCGGCUACAGUGUUGAUCUUGAGGAAAAGGCACUUUCAGUGGCAUGUGAGCAAGGGUUUAAUUCUCAAGAGUUCGUACAUGUGUGUACAUGGCUAUCAUCAAAACUUCACAGAUACUGUGAUGCUCAGGAUCAGAAAUCAGAAAUACCAGAUGAUCCUGAAAAAGUGAAACUCAGAAUAAGUAAACUGUUGAAAGAGCUGUCCUGUCCCUACAAGGGCCUUGAUGGAAAACUGAAGACCAAAAAGCAGCAUCUGAAAAUCCUUUUGUUUUUAGUAUCAGAACUUCAGGCCACACAGAUUACAACAAGCACAACACAAAAAUGUAAAGACACCAGGGUUGAGAAAAAGAUCUCACCUCUUCAAGACCUCCAAGCAAUUUGCAAAGUGCUGAAACUCCCAGAGCCGGACCAACAGCAAACACCAGACUUAUUUUCAUCUAUAGAAAAUGAGAUAAAGGUUUUGCUGAAGAAAGUUCCAGAGAAGCACAUUGGAAACCCAGUGUUAAAGGAGUCCCUUAACAGUGAGCAGUGGAGACAGCUGGAGAAGAUAAAUGGUGUUCUUUCGGAAGACUACGAGUGUCGUCGGCGCAUGCUGAUCAAGCGGCUGGAUGUUACCGUGCAGUCUUUUGGCUGGUCAGAGAGAGCCAAGGCAAAAACUGACACAAUGGCAAGGGCCUAUCAGCCCAAGAGACACUCACUGACAUUAAAGUCAUCAGUAAGCCUUGCCCACCUCCUGGCAGCACGAGAUGACCUCUGCAACAUGGUGAAGACCACCAGUGAGUCCUGCAGGAAGAGGACAGCCUGCGCUGUGAACAAGGUGCUGAUGGGAAGGGUUCCUGAUCGAGGAGGAAGACCCUCAGAGAUUGAAGCUCCUCCCCCUGAGAUGCCGUCCUGGCAGGCGCGACAGGAUGUAGGAGGAGGACGUGGAUACAGAGGUGGUGGUGGAUAUAGAGGAGGAGGUGGCGGAUAUGGAGGUGGUGGUUAUAGAGGUGGAUACGAGCGUGGAGAAUAUGGAGGGGGCGGACAUCGAGAUGGAGGAUAUGGAGGCGGCGGAUGGAGCCGAAGUGGAGGACGACGACAGGGGGGCUAUUAUCAGCGUUAAGACAAUUUUCUUUGUGAUGGAAGAUGAGCGCACUGUUGACAUGAAAAUGCAUGUGAUUAACUGAGUUAAGUUGCUUGUGUGUGUACAACAUAUUUUCAGUUGUUUUUUAUCUUGAAAAUAUGCUCAGAGACUGAAACAGGAAUCAUUAAACAUAUUUAAAUUUGCGUUGUUUGCAUUGACCUGGACGACAGGGCAAGCAGGUCAUGGAUGAAAGGUAAUGAUCUUCACCACAUAUUUUUACUUGGAAAAUGUCUGUAGUACUGUGUUAGUAUUCAGUACACAUUCACUUUUUAAAUCAUCUUUUGUAUUAUUUCUGUUAUUUUAUUUUGGUUAGUACUAGUUUUUGAGAUGAAUCCUAAGGAUUAGCAUUGUGUUAAAUUUAGAAUAAUAAAGACAUGACAACAGUAACAGAGCAACA
Messenger RNA from Tachysurus vachellii, 1653 nucleotides. It is a transcript of the gene tslig3b, whose product is annotated as family with sequence similarity 98 member B. Gene Ontology annotation, cellular component: tRNA-splicing ligase complex. NCBI's taxonomy places the organism in Eukaryota, Metazoa, Chordata, Actinopteri, Siluriformes, Bagridae. The record is from RefSeq and is a predicted model, not a curated record. Bases 102 to 1235 code for a protein of 377 amino acids. The transcript has 8 exons.